UCAUUAAUGCAGGCAACAUUUUCCUGUAAAGCCAUCAAAAAGACCUAGCAACAAAUCCACGUUCUGAACAGUAAAAUAAUGAUUACCUUUCCUGUUGUUUUUCUUCUGCUUCUGUGUGGAACUGCUGAUAUACAGGCAGAUGUUUCCAGCUCGGCUCCUGGUACAGCAUACAGUGUAAUGGUUUCUUCAGUGUCUUCUUCAGCCUUCAGUUCACCUGUCAGCAAGUCAGUAGUUACUAAUGAAACCAUUCCAGGACCACCAGUAUCUUUAGCUGGAGAAAGAGUUGGCUCUGCAGGAAUUCUCCUUUCUUGGAGUAUACCACGAAAUCCAAAUGGGAAGAUUUUAGCCUACAUUGUUAAUUACAGAGAAAUGUGUCCUUGGAUGCAGUCAACGUAUAACCAAGAAACAGCCCCACCAGAAAACUUAGAGGUUCUUUUGACAAGCUUGAACCCAGGAACUACUUAUGAAAUAAAGGUUGCUGCGCAAAACAGUGCUGGUAUUGGAUCAUAUAGUGAACCUUUUCUAUUUCAGACUGCAGAAAGUGCUCCAAGGAAAAGUUGUGGAAUCUGACUGUCGAGGCAAUUAAAUUCUUCAGCCGUAAAUCUUACCUGGUUCUUACCACGGCAACCAAAUGGAAAGAUAACUAGUUUCAAGAUUAGUGUGAAACAUGCAAGAAGUGGAAUAAUAGUAAAGGACACCACAGUAAAAGUGGAAGAUCUGUUGAAUGGACCAUUACCUGAAUGCAGUGAUAAAAGUGCAUCUUUUCUAUGGAGCACAACAAGCCCCUCUUCAACCAAAGGGCAACCUACAACCACUCUUCCUCUUAUACCGCGGUCUACAAUAUCCAGGUCAUUUGACUCUAUUUGGAGUGAACCAAUCACCUUUAUUGUGGGUCAGCUAAGGCCAUAUACCACUUACUUGUUUGAAGUGUCAGCGGUUACCAAUGAGCCUGGCUAUAUUGAUAGCACUAUUGUCAGGACACCAGAGUCAGUUCCUGAAGAUCCUCCACAAAAUCUUGUUCAGGGCAACAUCACAACAAGGUCUUUUUCAGUUACCUGGGAUGCACCAACUAUUAUAACAGGAAAAUUUAGCUACAGGGUUGAACUAUAUGGCCCAGCUGGUCGUAUUCUGGAUAAUAGCACAAAAGACCUCAAGUUUACUUUUACUAACCUCACACCUUUCACGACCUAUGAUGCAUUUAUCAGUGGCGAGACAAGCGCAGGUGUUGGGCCAAGAUCCAACAUAUCUGUUUUCACUCCACCUGAAGCACCAAGUGCAGUGUUUAUGCUGAAUGCAAAAGAUGUUGAAGCUGAUUUUAUAACAGUUACCUGGCAAAAACCACAACAACCAAAUGGCAUCAUUACUCAGUACAGAAUAAAGGCGCUUAUAAAUGAAACUGGAAUGGCUAUUGAAAAUACAAUUCUCACAGGAGCAAAUAAGGAUUCUCUGGGCUCAACCACAGUUAAAGAAAAUAUCAUGGGAAAUGUUAAAGAGUUGAUAACUGGUGUUUUUGAGGGCUCAGCUGACCUAUAUUCCACUGUUCAGACCAUGCCAUCUGUGACAUUUCACGGUAACACAGCUAUUGAAAACAUACAACGUAUAAUGGAUAUUACGGCUGAGGAGCUGUCAUACACAGUCGAGAAGCUUUCACCGUUCACUGACUAUAUAGUUAGUGUGUCUGCAUUUACAGUUGUAGGAGAAGGACCUCCAACUGAUAUUGUUGUUCGAACAAGUGAGCAAGUUCCCAGCUCAGUGGAGAAUAUAAAUUAUAAGAAUAUUAGUUCAACAUCUAUUCUGGUUUUUUGGGAUCCUCCUUUGGAGCCAAAUGGAAGGAUUACUCACUACACAGUUUAUGCCAUGGAGCUGAACACAAGCAACUCUUUCCAUAAGAUAACAAGCAUAAACAACAUUCUAAUAACAGGUUUGAAAAAAUACACAGACUACAAGAUGCGUGUAACAGCGUCAACAAAAGCCGGAGAGAGCGCUUCCACAGAAGAAAAUGAUAUUUUUGUUAGAACUCUAGAAGAUGUACCUGGAUCACCUCCUCAAAAUCUGAUUUUAAUUGGUGUAAAUUCCACUGCCAUUAAUUUAGAGUGGAUGCCACCUUCAAAGCCAAAUGGAAUUAUUACGCACUAUGAAAUAAUGUACGAAAAUUCUACUGCACAGUUUGCCCUCAAUACAUCAUCAACAAGUUAUUCUUUGACUGAUUUAAACCCGUACACUCUGUACAGCAUUUCAGUUCGAGCCUAUACAAUAUUUGGAAAUGGAAAUCAAACAACAUCACCAUUGUCUGUAAGGACAUCAGAAACUGUACCUGACAGUGCACCAGAAGACAUAACAUACAAAAAUAUAUCAUCCACUGAAAUAAUAGUGUCUUUCCAUCCACCUCUUAUACCCAAUGGAAUAAUAAAGUACUAUACCAUAUACAUAACAUGGUUGAAUGGAACCACAGAACGAGCUGUGAACACGACUCAUCUUUCAAAGAGCAUUACCGGUUUAAAGAAAUAUACCAGCUACCUCUUGAAAAUCUCUGCCAGUACUGUAAAUGGGGAAGGAGUAUAUAGUACAGAGCAGAAUGUUAUUACAGAAGAAGACGCUCCAUCCUCUCCUCCACGGUUUCUGUCUGUAAAACAGUUGUCCAGUAUAACUGUUAAGUUGUCAUGGAAACAACCUCUUGAGCCAAAUGGAAUUAUCCUUUUCUACACAGUGUAUAUAUGGAAUACUUUAUCUAACAAAACUAUCAAUGUGUUUGAAACUUCAGUAGAGUUGAUGGACCUGGAAAGCAACAAUGAAUAUGUUGUAUAUGUUACAACAAGUACUAGGUUUGGUGAUGGAGGAGUAAACAGUGACAGUAUUAAAUUUAGAACAUCAGAAGGAGCUCCAAGUGAUCCACCUAAGCAUGUGUCGUACACAAAUGUGACGUCUACCUCAGUUAUGGUUUACUGGAGCCCUCCAUCUAAACCAAAUGGAAUCAUACAAUACUACUCUGUCUAUUAUAGGAAUAUUUCUGACAUUUAUAUCAAGAACUUUAAAGAUGAUGAUAUCAAUUAUAUUGCUAAUAAUACCUUAUCAGCAAUGAUUGAAGGAUUGGCUAAGUUUAGCCACUACACAUUUUGGGUUACUGCCAGCACUGCACUUGGAGAUGGCAACCAAACAAGUGAAGAGCUUGACAUUUACACAGAAGAGGAUGUUCCAGAUUCUUCACCAAUAAUCAGUGACUACAAAAAUUUAUCAUCAUCCUCUGUGGAAUUAUCAUGGAAACCUCCAGAGCAUCCAAAUGGAAGAAUAACUAGUUACUAUUUACAGAUUUAUGGACCAGAAAGCAAUUAUUCUUUUUCUACAGAUCAAGUUAAUAUCAUUUUAGAAGAUCUUAAACCGUUCACACAGAUUUGCAUAUUUGUUGCUGCUAGAACAGUUAAAGGGACAGGUCCAUUUGCAAAGCUUUUAUUUCAAACAGAUGAAGCAGCACCAUCAAAACCUCCUCAGAAUCUUACGUUUAUCAACGCAACUGAUUCUGCUGCUUAUUUACAGUGGAGUCCAAGUCCAGUGCCAAAUGGUCUUGUGCUUUUUUACAAUUUUAAAAUAAUGGAAAAUAGCAGCCAUUCUGUAUUUUUUCAGAAUGUCUCUGGUUGGAGAACUGAAGCAGUGCUUACUGGACUUGAACCUUUUACGACAUAUUUUGCUAGUGUGGCAGCUUACACAAAAGUUGGAAAUGGGAACCAGUUUAGCAAUAUUGUCAGUUUUACAACAAAACAAUCAGUUCCUGAUAGAGUCCAGAAUUUAUAUUGCUUAUCAACUAGUUGGCAGUCAAUUUUACUUCAAUGGGACCCACCAGUACGACCUAAUGGAAUGGUAACCAAUUACAUCAUAACAUUUGAAGGUGAAGAUACUUAUGUGCUGAGCAAUGUCUACACUUUUAGAGAACUACUUGCAAAUACCACUUACUAUUUAAAAAUAAAAGCUGUGAAUUCUGCUGGGGAAGGAAUGGAGGAAGAAUGUAACGCCACUACUAAAUCUGAAGAAGUUCCUAGUGUUCCAAGAGAUGUCACUUUUAAAAGUAUUGAUUCUACAAGUAUAACAUUAGGAUGGAGUAAACCAGAAAUUAUAAAUGGUUAUUUAAGAAACUACAAAAUUACUCUACAACUUCUUGCUACUAAAUGCAGUGAUUGGGAUCACCCUAAAUGUAUUGAGAUUACUCAGGAUCUUUACUCAUUUGAAGAUGGAAAAAAUGCUGAGAAAACAAUAUAUGGAUUAAAGAAAUUCAGAUGGUAUAGAAUUCAAAUUUCUGCCAGUUCGAGUGCUGGCUAUAGUAUUCCUUCCGCCUGGUUUCACGUUCAGACCUCCUCUGGUCCUGCAGAUGGACCUCCAGAAAAUGUGACAGUGAGAGCCACAUCCCCUUAUAGCAUUAAUAUAAGCUGGGAUGAACCCACAAUCAUCACAGGCCCAACAUCCUUCAUAAUUAAUGUUUCUUCAGUUGAUAGUGAUGAGUAUAGUACCAUGUUUAUUAUUGGAAGCAAUGAGAGCAAGAGCAUAGACGUGUUUUAUUUGAAGCCUUGCACCAGAUAUACCGUUUCGGUUACAGCCUUCACUGGACGCCUAGAUUUGGCCUUGAUGGAGGGAAAAACUAGCAUUCCUGUGAUGGUUACCACUCAUGAAGCAGCACCAAGUGACCCACCUAAAAACAUAACAGUUCAGAAGAUUCCAAAUGAAGUUACAAAAUUUCAGAUGACCUUUAUUCCUCCAGAUGAUACUAAUGGAAAGAUUCAAGUUUUUCAAGCAGUGGUUUAUAAAGAAGAUGACCCUAGUAGCUCCCAAAUCCGCAACUUAAGUAUCAUUGAAAGAAACAAUCAGUCUGUAACUGCAUUCAUAGAAGGGCUGAAAGGGGGAUACACAUACAACAUAACGUUAUAUGCUGUAAAUGGAGCUGGGGCAGGACCACAUAUACAGAUGAAAUUUACGACAGAUAUUAAAGAACCAGCUCGACCUAAGAAAAAACCUGUUCCUGUAUAUGACCCUAGUGGGAAAGUAAUUGCCAGUUCUACCACAAUUACAAUCAAGAUGCCAAUAUGCUAUUUUACGGAUGACAAUGGCCCAAUCAAAAGCCUUCAGAUUCUUGUUUCCGAAGUGGGAGCACAUCAUGAUGUAAAUGUUACAAAGUGGCACGAAGCAUAUUUCAAAAAACCAAAGCCAUAUUUCACUGAUGAAGGAUUUCAGAAUCCGCCUUGUUUACAAGGAAGAGAGCGAUUUUACAGCAAAGAGGAAGUGUAUAUUAUUGGGAGUGACAACACCUGUAUCCUGCAGGGCAAUGAAGACAAAUUCUGCAAUGGGCCGCUUAAGCCAAGAAAGCAAUACUUGUUUAAAUUUCGAGCAACAAAUAUUAAAGGCCAAUUUACAGAUUCAGAAUAUUCUGACGUAAUAAAAACACUAGCUGAGGGACUAUCAGAAAGAGCAGUAGAAAUAAUAUUGUCAGUUACCCUGUGUGUUCUUUCAGCAAUACUGCUAGUGGCAGCAAUCUAUGCAUUCGCAAGAAUUAGACAGAAACAGAAAGAGGGAGGGACCUAUUCCCCACGGGAGGCAGAAACUACCGACACUAAAUUCAAGAUAGAUCAGUUGAUUACAGUGGCAGACUUGGAGCUGAAGGAUGAGAGAUUAACACGGCUGCUUAGUUAUAGGAAAUCACUCAAGCCUAUAAGCAAGAAAGGAUUUCUUCAGCACAUUGAAGAGCUCUGUACAAAUAACAACCUGAAGUUUCAGGAAGAAUUUUCGGAACUUCCAAAGUUUAUUGAAGAUCUUGCAAUAUCUGAUGCUGAUCUGCCAUGGAAUCGUUCAAAAAAUCGCUUCACAAACAUAAAACCCUAUAACAAUAACAGGGUGAAACUUAUAGCAGACGCUGGUGUACCAGGCUCUGACUACAUUAAUGCAAGCUAUGUGUCUGGUUACAUUUGUCCUAAUGAAUUUAUUGCCACCCAAGGACCAUUGGGGGGAACUGUAGGAGAUUUCUGGAGGAUGGUUUUGGAGACCCGAACAAAGACCAUUGUUAUGCUUACACAGUGUUUUGAGAAAGGAAGGAUCAGAUGUCACCAAUACUGGCCUGAAGAUAACAAACCAGUCACUGUUUUUGGAGAUAUAGUAAUCACAAAAGUCAUGGAAGAUGUUCAGAUCGACUGGACUAUUCGGGAAUUAAAGGUUGAAAGGCAUGGAGAUUUUAUGAUGGUACGACAAUGUAACUUUACUUCGUGGCCGGAACAUGGAGUCCCGGAAAACACAACUGCCUUAAUUCAUUUUGUAAAGAUGAUUCGAUCAAACAGACCACAUGAAAAUACCCCAAUAACAGUACACUGCAGUGCUGGAGUUGGAAGGACAGGAGUAUUUAUUGCACUGGAUCAUUUAGUCCAACACAUCAAUCAUCAUGAUUUUGUGGACAUUUAUGGUCUUGUAGCAGAGCUAAGAAGUGAAAGAAUGUGUAUGGUGCAAAAUCUGGCACAAUAUAUUUUUUUGCAUCAAUGUGUUGUGGAUCUAUUAGCAAGCAAAGGCAGCAACCAGGCGGCCAUCUGUUUUGUAAAUUAUUCUGCUCUUCAAAAAAUGGACUCUUUGGAUGCCAUGGAAGGUGACGUUGAGCUUGAAUGGGAAGAAACAACAAUGUAAUAACUAUAGUAAAAAAAAUGUUUCUUGCUGCAGGAGCCAACUGUGUUCUCCUCAAUGGACAAGAAUAUCUAUAUAAAAAAUAGACAUAUUUCACUAUUGCUGUGCCUUAAACUAUUGAUUUUAAUAUUAUAUGCACUCAAAGAACAUUAACAUACUUUUUGCACUGCUAUCAUCAAAGAAGAUAUUGAAAGUUGACUCAAUAUUUCUUGAUUUAUCUUUUGAGAGAUACAAAAAUGGAGCCAAAUUUCUUGUAAAAUAUUACUGUCCUCUGUGUGGAUAUUUCAUUGUGAGUUUAAUGUUAUCUUUUUUGUUGUUGUUGUCGUUUGAUUUUGAAUUAAAAAGAAAUUCCUUGAUGGGGUAGUGUAAUUGUGGCUUUUAGUAUUAAUUACAUUUUUUUGUCAUUCCAGGCCUGUCAUAUUUUUUUUUCCAUUUAUAAAUAUAGGCCUUUUGUGUUUAGAAGCUUCUGUUUUGCGAAUGUUCAGAUGUCAUUCUCUGAUCCUCAACAGCUGAAUAGUAACCCUGUGACACUACUAAAAUUAUUUGCCUUUUACAUAGUAGCUCUUCAGAGACAUUUGAGACCGGUUAACCCCUUCUCUUCUCUGUCAGAACAGCCUGCAGCGCAUUAUCAUACAAUGUGUUGCAGCCCACUUUAGCAGCCAAAGGGUUAAACAGUGACAGCCAAAUUUGUAUUGCUCACAUGCCGAUGUCACUGAAACAAGGAGAAACUUGGUGAAAAAUGACCUCAUGUUUCUGUUACUUUUUUUAAAUUACAUAACAGAAUAAAGCUUUGAUUUAUUGUAAACCCUGA
This is a messenger RNA of Bombina bombina (fire-bellied toad), 7453 nucleotides long. RefSeq names its product protein tyrosine phosphatase receptor type Q (gene PTPRQ). The transcript has 44 exons. Gene Ontology annotation, molecular function: protein tyrosine phosphatase activity; protein binding. The record is from RefSeq and is a predicted model, not a curated record. Lineage: Eukaryota; Metazoa; Chordata; Amphibia; Anura; Bombinatoridae. Gene Ontology annotation, biological process: protein dephosphorylation.